CCCUUUCCAUCUCUUAUAUGUAUAUCCAUCUUUCUUUUUUAUUUUUCGUUUCUCUCCAUCUGUUCUCCUUUUCAAUUCCUCCAAAAAUAUUAUUACUACAGUUGGCAUUGACCAUGGAAGAUCAUGAAGAUGAAUACUGCAACACAGGGCUCGGUCUUAAACUGGGCAUGACUCACUAUGUGCCAAAAGGGCCAAAGAGGCGCAAUAACGACAAGUCUAGGGUGUGCUUGGACCUCUCCUUUACCCUUUGCCCUAAGGAACAAGAAGGAAAAGGAAAAGACGAAGACGAAGAAGAAGAAGAAGAAAAGUCCAUCAGCAUACGAGGGUCAAGUUUCAAAUCAGUUCAUCAUCAAGACGAUGAAGAGCAUGCAAAUGAUAAAGGAAACGACUUCAUUAGCAUAAACAAGAACAGUAGCAGAAAAAAACUGAAGCUGACUAAAGAACAAUCCACUUUGCUCGAGGACAGCUUCAAGCUGCAUACCACUCUCAAUCCCAUACAGAAGCUUGAACUUGCUGAGCAGUUGAAUUUGACAGCAAGACAAGUUGAAGUUUGGUUUCAGAAUAGGAGAGCAAGGAUCAAACUGAAGCAAACAGAGGUAGACUGCGAAUUCUUGAAAAGAUGUUGCGAGAGUUUAAGAGACGAAAAUACUAGAUUGAAGAAAGAAUUGCAACAAUUACGCUCUCUAGAACUCACCCGAGGAUCUCCUUUGUGUCUCCAUCUUCCAAUGUGCCCGUCCUGUGAGAAAGCCGCUGCUUUUGGACGUGGUCCUCACCGCCAGCAAUAAAUAUCGUAGCCCUCUAAAUUAAAGAUUUUAUUAAUAAUGGGGUUUGCAUUAUAACCUAAUAGUUAAGUUCCAAACUUUAAUCGUAAUUCAAUCUUUAUAUUUAGAACUAGUAUUUGAAAGGUGUGUUACA
Messenger RNA from Manihot esculenta (cassava), 915 nucleotides. RefSeq names its product homeobox-leucine zipper protein HAT22. Gene Ontology annotation, biological process: regulation of DNA-templated transcription. The transcript is spliced from 3 exons. Lineage: Eukaryota; Viridiplantae; Streptophyta; Magnoliopsida; Malpighiales; Euphorbiaceae. The record is from RefSeq and is a predicted model, not a curated record. The coding region runs from base 18 to 785 and encodes 255 amino acids. Gene Ontology annotation, molecular function: sequence-specific DNA binding; DNA-binding transcription factor activity, RNA polymerase II-specific.